Molecule: messenger RNA, 1683 nt
Organism: Cuscuta campestris
Lineage: Eukaryota; Viridiplantae; Streptophyta; Magnoliopsida; Solanales; Convolvulaceae
Source: the annotation of a GenBank genome assembly
CGGGCACAAAUCGUGGAGGGGGGAGUUUACGCUAUCAAAAAUCUAUUGGUUCAUGACAACUAUCAAAUGUUCAAGACAACUCUGCAUCGCUUUAUGUUGGCGUUCUUUAGCAAAACUGAUGUCAAAACAGUGAGUACCAAAGGAUUUCCCGAUUUCAUGUGUGACCUACGUUCCUUUGAAAGUGUUCGUGAGCAACCCGUCUUGAAAGAUGCUUUAUUAACAGAUGUGAUUGGAAAGAUUGUUGGACGUUCAAGCGUGCGAACAUACAAUAGGGGACAGAAAGAAGAAAAGCUCAUGGAGAUGACUUUGGAGGAUCUCGAGGGAGAACGUUUGACGUGCACUUUGUGGGGAAAGUAUGUUGAUCAAUUCAACGAUUACGUCAAUCUUGACGUCCCUUAUCCUUCCGUCGCACUUAUAAGCUUCUGCAGGGUGAAGAGGUUCAAUGGAGUGGUUAGUCUGUGUACUGCAUAUGACGUGACCAAGAUUGUUUAUGAUGGUGUCUCAAAUGAAGUCAUUAAGUUCAAGUCAAGGCUUCCAGAUCAAGGAGAUGAUAGUACUUUUACACCAACUAUUUUGAGUCGAGUUGAUGAUGUCGAGAGUGGAACAGUUACAAUCACAAGUAUCAAGGCACUGCUUGAAGAGAAGGAAGGAUAUUUUUGGAUUAAGGGUGAGAUAGAUUCACUUGGCCCAAUGCGCUCUUGGUCCUAUCUUGGGUGCACCGAGUGUAACAUGAAAGUUCAUCCGGAGGAUGCGAGGUUUAAGUGUGAUGGGUGUGAUAAGACCAUCCCGCAUGGAGUGUACAAGUACAAGGUCAUUGUUCGGGUUGUUGAUGAAAGUGGAAGCGGUCAUGCGGCAUUUGUCCUGUUUGAUAAAGAGUGCACACAAUUGUUGGGAGUGAGUGCUUUCUUGCUUAGGGAGGCUAUGGUUGAGAGGAAUAUGGACCCGGACACUAUACCGCAGGAAAUGGAUCGAAUCAUGUGUCAAAAGGCUCUUUUCAAGGUUCAUGUGAAAAAACAACAAGGCUCACCGACUAAGCACCUGUCGAGGAUUUUUAGUGUUGGACAAAUUGUGACUGACCAAGUGGUGCUGGCUAAAUAUAACAACAUUGUUGAAAGAACAAAUUUGGAUGAUUUUUGGGAGAGUCUCGAAGACUUGAGCGAAACAGUGGAAAAGAUUGGUUCAAAUGACGUUCUUGGCAGUCAGAGUAGUUGCAGUGCUUCAAGGAAGGAUAUUGAAAUCCAGGUAGACGAUCCUAUCAAGCGGAAACUUUUUGAAGACGAUCCAAGUGACAAACAUGACAAGAGACUCAAAGCAAUCAAGCUGGGACUGAGGAAAUGCGCGUACCUCAGGCAACCACCGGUCGUCCUCGGCGUCGGCGAACGCGAUGUUGAGCCAAUCGGCGUUCCGUUUCUGGACUUUGGCCACGAAUUUGGACAGGGAGUUGCAGAGUUGGCACUUGCGGGAGUAGAAUUCCAGCACCGUCGCGGCUUUGUCGCUCGCCAGCGCCGCCGCAAACGCGCCCUGCUCCGCUGCGGAUUGUUCCUCCGGACUCGGAUUUCUUCCUCAUCAUCCCUCCUGUUAGAGAAGGAAAAGGAAUAUUAGAAUAUUAGUCUUUGAUUUGUAUUAGACUUGUAUAUGGUAGCUUCCUUUAUUUAGCAUUCCUAGUUCUAUUAGGAAUACCUU